Parascedosporium putredinis is the source of this 1983-nucleotide messenger RNA. The record is from the annotation of a GenBank genome assembly. NCBI's taxonomy places the organism in Eukaryota, Fungi, Ascomycota, Sordariomycetes, Microascales, Microascaceae.
AUGGAGCAGUACCUCCGCGACUGGAGGCAAGAUGCGUUGAACAAGGCGCAAUAUGAGUCGGCCAUCUUUAUCGGCGACAAGCUUCUUGCUUUGACAGGCGACGACAACGACGCGUUCUGGCUCGCCCAGGUCCACUUUGCUACCGGCAACUACACCCGCGCCCAGACGUUUCUCUCGAAGCAAGAUCUCAUCUCCCGCAACCCUUCCUGUCGGUACCUGGCCGGCCACUGCCUCGUCAAGCAGGGCCGGUACAGCGAAGCCCUCGAAGUCUUGGGUGAGCGCAACCCCACGCACCUCAUCAACCAUGCGGGCGGCAACAAGCGCAAGAUGCCUAAUACGGGCGGGCCCGCUCACCGCACGCACGCGAGAUCGGGAUCGAUGCAAGGAGCGGCGGCGUCGGCUCAACAGCAACAGCAACAGCACCAGCACCAGCAGGCACACGGUGGGGGUGGCAGAGGUGCCGCUCUCGGGGCGCCGCGGGAGCGCGGGGUUGCGGCGCAGCAACACCAUCCGCUUGAGGCGUCGAACCGGCGGUACGAGGCGGCCAUGUGCUACCUGCGCGGGGUGUGCUACGCCAAGCAGAACGCGUUUGACCGGGCCAAGGAGUGCUACAAGGACGCGGUGCUCAUCGACGUGCAGUGCUUCGAGGCGUUCCAGCAGCUGAUGCAAAACUCGCUCAUGUCGCCCGACGAGGAGUGGCAGUUUCUCGAGGCGCUCGACUUUGAUUCGGUGACGGCGGCGCCGGGGGCGGACUUGUCAUCCUCGCAGGAGGCGGGCGAGUUCACCAAAAUGCUGUACACGACGCGGCUAUCCAAGUACCGCAACCCGGCCGAGUUCACGACGGCGUACGAGUCGCUGUCGACGCACUACCACCUCGCGUCGAACCCGGACCUGCUGCUGGCGCGGGCGGACCUCCUCUUCACGCAGUGCCGGUACCGCGACGCGCUCGAAAUCACCGAGUCCAUCCUGCGCGAGGACAAGUACAACUUCGCCGUGUACCCGCUGCACCUGGCGUGCCUGUACGAGCUGCGCAUGAAGAACGUGCUCUUCCUCGUCGCGCACGACCUCGCCGACACGCACCCCGAGGAGCCGUGCUCCUGGCUCGCCGUGGGCAUCUACUACUUCGCCAUUGACAAGAUUGCCGAGUCGCGCCGCUACUUCAGCAAGGCCAGCACCAUGGACGUGCAUUUCGGCCCCGCGUGGAUCGGCUUCGCGCACACCUUUGCGGCCGAGGGCGAGCACGACCAGGCCAUCUCGGCGUACUCGACGGCGGCGCGGCUCUUCAUGGGCACGCACCUGCCGCAGGUGUUUCUGGGGAUGCAGAACCACGCGCUCAACAACGUGCCGCUGGCCGAGGAGUUUCUCAAGACGGCGUACGGCUUGUGCAAGACGGACCCGCUGCUGCUCAACGAGAUGGGCAUCGUCAAGUACCACCAGGACCGGCCCAAGGAGGCCGUCGUCUGGUUCGAGCGCGCGCUCAAGGUGGCCGAGGAGAUUGACAGCGAGCCGUCGGCGUGGCUGGCCGCGCGCACCAACUUGGCGCACGCCUACCGCCGGCUGCGCUUCUUUGGCCGCGCGCUCGCCGAGUUCGACGAGGUGCUCCGCCUGGGCGGCAAGGAUGCCGCCGUUUUCUCGGCCAAGGGCCUCGUCUACCUAGAGCAGGGUCUCCCCGAGGAGGCCGUGGGCGUGCUGCACGAGGCGCUGGCCAUCAAUCCCCAGGACGGCAUCGCCACCGAGCUGCUCAACAAGGCGCUCGACGAGACGGCCGAGGCGGAUACGGCGGAGCCCCUGCUCGGCGCGUUUGAGCAGGAGCUCGCGCAGAGGCGGGCUAGGGCGAGCGAUCGCUUGAAUAACGGCGUCGCCGCGGCCGGGGCGGACCGCGCGGGGUCCUUGUCCUCGUCGGCGGAUCACAAGGGGAAGAGCAGGGCGGGGACGCGGGGCGGGGAUUUUGGCGAGGCAAAGCCCGUUGAUGGAGUCGGAUGA